Ctenopharyngodon idella (grass carp) is the source of this 2087-nucleotide messenger RNA. RefSeq names its product TSC22 domain family, member 3 (gene tsc22d3). The coding region runs from base 372 to 995 and encodes 207 amino acids. Gene Ontology annotation, biological process: regulation of transcription by RNA polymerase II. The transcript has 3 exons. The record is from RefSeq and is a predicted model, not a curated record. NCBI's taxonomy places the organism in Eukaryota, Metazoa, Chordata, Actinopteri, Cypriniformes, Xenocyprididae.
UGUAUGCACGCACAGGGGCAGGGAAAAGUGCGAGGCAGGGGACAGCGAGAAGAAAAAAACAAAACAAAAAAAAAAAAAAAAAACAGAAGCAGCUUCUGUUUUUUUUUCUUUCAAACGCAUUCCCGCUGCAUCAUUACAAGCCAACAGGAACCCUAGCUCAUAAAAACCUGCGUUGUGUGUGCAUACACACACUCUGGCACACGCAGUCGAGAAGGAUCAACUCACAGCUUCUCCCGUGGCACCUGGAACACUUGCGCACAGAAGGUGGACGUGAGAAGGAGGGAGGUCUACUGUAAGAUCACCUGGAGCAGGUGGAGGAGAACCAGUCACAGCUAUCAUCUGACUCCCUCGUGGGGAACCUGACCUGCCUGAUGUCAAACGAGGAGUGCCGUUCGCCCAUCGGUCUGGACUGCUGCAGCUGCUGUCUGGAUCUGGCCAAUGGCUGCGAACCUGAGCCGGGCCAAGCUGGCCACACGAGCCUGGGCAGUCCUACGUCAGUCAACCACUUCAGACAGCUCCGAGACCAGCUUCACUUUCAGAACCUAAACAGAGAUAAGCUCAACAACAUCAUGAGACAGGACUCGCUGGAGUCGGUGGUCCGGGACCCCUGUUACCUUCUCAACGAGGGCAUCUGCAACAGCAACAUCGACCAAACCAUGCUGUCCAUACUGUUGUUCUUCCACAGUGCCUCUGGCGCAAGCGUUGUGGCAAUUGACAACAAGAUCGAACAAGCAAUGGAUCUUGUGAAGAACCACUUAAUGUAUGCAGUCAGAGAAGAAGUGGAGAUCUUGAAGGAGCAGAUCAAGGAGCUGGCAGAGAAAAACAACCAGUUGGAGCGUGAGAACAGCCUGCUGAAGAACCUGGCGAGCCCAGAGCAGCUGGAGAAGUUUCAGUCACGUCUGCCCUCAGACUCCGGCCUCCCCCUGGAGCCUCAGGAGCUGAGCUCCCCCGAGGAUGGCGACCACCAGUACAACAGCACGGGAUCUGCUGUAUAAGUGGCUCUGCCAUGGGGCGGGCAGAGCCACAGCUCUCACCUGAAAUGGACCUCCAGAUAUGCAACUUCAAGAUGAAGCUGGCUGUACAGAUGAAACCUGACCUGAAAUGAAAGCAUUACGACGUACCAGUGGCCAAGUUCUGUAAUAUCCGACAAUCUCUUCGGACUAACAUGGAAAAGAGAGAGUGAUGUAGACGUCCAAGGUUACUGUACAACGGGACUGACGUGCCCCUUGCUUGGAAGGGGGUCAGCCUUGCUUUCCUUUGGUCCCUCUCACGAAGAGACGGAGAGGGGUUUGCCUGAUGGAGCUGGCCGAGAGCACAUCUUCGGCCUAUCCCAGUCAAGCCAAGGAAAUGUACGUCCCUACGAGAUGCCCCCACAGUCUCACGACGCUAGCUAUACGGGACUCACGUUCCUGCCCUCCGUGUCAUUGUUCCCUAGUACUGUGGACAUUCUUAGCUCCUGUAGUUAAGGACGCUUGAGACGGACCUGUACGGAGCACUGGUCCUCUCGUUCACAGCGGUGACUCCUGCCAUAUGAUUUGUAUAGCAUCGCUUGUAUCUCUGCAGAUGGGGCCUGCUGCUUAUGGGGAUUAUUGCUUGUUUGUGUUUGAAACGGAACAAAAUCAACUUGUUUAUAUGGGCUGUGUGUAAAAAUGAUUUUUUUUUUCUUUUUGUGGGAAUGAAAAUCUGUAUACAUUUGCAUAGUUCUGUAAAUUAGCAACUGAUGUAAAGCGAAAUGAUCUGAAACGGACUGAGAUGAGAGGUGGAUAAUGUUGCUGCAAAUGUUCUGCUGACAUGUCCAACGUGUGUUCUGUUGACCUUCUCUGCCAACCAACUAACAAGCACGAUGGUGUCUGAAGAAGGCCACAUGUUUUUCAAUGAACUUUGUGUUUUCUAACCACCAAAGACUUGCCUAAUACUCACAAGCCAACAGGACCAUGUGUAACUUUUCACAGGGAAAAGUUUUUGACAGCAGUCUUUUUGAAACAUGGGUAUUGUUGCUCCAUUGUGUCCAUGGUAUUUGUUUUUUUAUUUUUAAUGAUUUAUGGAUGCAAAAUGCACAUUGCAAUAAACCUUAUGUUUACACUAAA